UCCCCAGUCCCCCGGCGCCUGGCAGCCCACACUGCCUGGGCUCCGUUCACUGCACAGCGCUGGACGCCUGCUGCAGGUGCACCUCACAUGGCCGGGCGGACAGCUGUUUGAACUCCCCUUUUUCAUCGGCUUCCUAACACGCUUCCCCCGCCCAGUUUCGUAUCGCUUAGUUUGCGGCGAGGAUAACCAAGUCUCUCGGUGUGUGUGUGUGUUAAUCUCGGACGGGUAGCUGCUUCUCCAGCAUCAUCGCGCCGCUCGGAGAGACCGCACGGUCUGCGCGGCUGUACGGUAGUAGGUAGGGCUGCGGGAGCCAAGAGUCGGAGAUGCUGAAAGUCACCAUGCCUUCCUCCAGCUCGGCGGCUGCCUCCGACUACUGGAUAGACGGCUCCAAGAAGGAGACGCUGGCGGACUACUACGAGCUACAGUCCGAACUGGGACGGGGGGCGACAUCCGUUGUGUUCCGAUGCAGGCAGAAAGGAACGCAGAAGCCCUAUGCUGUGAAAAUGCUCAAAAAAACGGUGGACAAGAAGAUCGUGAGGACAGAGAUAGGUGUGCUGCUCCGGCUCUCUCAUCCAAACAUUAUUAAAUUGAAAGAGAUUUUCGAGACCCCCACUGAGAUAAACCUGGUUCUUGAACUCGUCACUGGGGGGGAGCUCUUUGACCGGAUUGUUGAAAAAGGAUACUACAGUGAGCGAGAUGCAGCCGAUGCAGUCAAACAGAUUCUGGAAGCCGUGGCUUACCUGCAUGAGAACGGUGUGGUACACCGGGAUUUGAAGCCGGAGAACCUUCUUUACGCGACCUCUGCACCAGACGCUCCCCUCAAAAUAGCUGACUUCGGCCUUUCAAAAAUUGUGGAUGACCAGGUCACGAUGAAGACAGUGUGUGGGACACCAGGCUAUUGUGCUCCUGAGAUUCUGAGAGGUUGUGCUUAUGGGCCUGAAGUGGACAUGUGGUCCGUGGGAGUCAUUACAUACAUCUUGUUGUGCGGCUUCGAGCCGUUCUUCGACGAGAGGGGCGACCAGUACAUGUUCAAGAAGAUCCUCAACUGCGAAUAUGAGUUUGUCUCCCCCUGGUGGGAUGAUGUGUCUCUCAACGCCAAGGACCUGGUCAAGAAGCUGAUUGUUCAGGAUCCAAAGAAGCGGCUGACCACACUGCAGGCCCUGCAGCACCCCUGGGUGACCGGGAAGGCGGUUAACUUUGCCCAUAUGGACACCGCUCAGAAGAAGCUUCAGGAGUUCAACGCACGUCGCAAGCUGAAGGCGGCGGUGAAAGCUGUUGUGGCAUCAUCGCGGCUGGGGAGCGCCGGCGGACACGGCAGCAACGAGAGCAGCAAGACCAGCUGCAACCACUCCCCUGUUCUGGAGGAGGCGCCGCAGGGACAGUCGCAGGAGGACCAGAAACAAGGAGCGGAUGACUCUUAGGCACUCCGCGUAAGAGUCAUGCUUGUCAUCGGGAGAAUAUCAUCAUCAUCAUCAUCAUCAAAGUGAGACCGGGAAACGCUGGAUGUCGACGACAAAAACCUAACGUUCUCGCUGACCCGGGAGCUCUGAAGGCACAAGAUUUUGCAUGCGACUGUUUAACAAUCAAAAACAAAGCAAGGUACAAUCCAGCAUGAGCAAACAUGCGUGAUGCGACUUCUCUGCGGCGUCAUGGCACAGGCGACAUAAGAAGCUGGCAUUUCCUUCUGAAAAACCCGUUUCAUAAAUGACACCGAGAAGCUUCAGUCAGUAAUGGACAGAAAUGAGUUUUUGCUUUUUGUAAUGGCUGCAUUUUAGUAAAGUUCCUUCUUUUGUUUUAGAAUCUAUGGUAUUGUUGUAAAGCAUUCUAGGGCCACUGCUAAUUGUCCUGUGAUGUGACGUCACAUUUUGUUUUAGUAGGGGGAACCACACAUUUUUAUAUGCAAAAUACAUUCCGUUCAAAAAACAUGGAAAACCGCUUCCAAAUGGCCAUAAAAUUGUAACUUUGCUACAUUUUGAAAAAAGAAUGCCUUACUCAGUCGUUUAUACACUUUGAUAGACCAAUAUUUCAUAUCAUGUUAAAUAUUACAAUCUAAUGGCAUGUGUGAAAAACAUGCUUUGCACAAUACUUGGUACUUUGUUAGAACGUCAUCUAAGCAAUUCUGUAGUGUUUACAGAGUUUUCUUCAACUGAAGACAAUUUAUUUGUGUAUACCAAAAUAUUCAUUUUAUAAUUACAGUUGCCCUCCUUUUCACUGGAAGUCAAAAACCUUGCACAAAACGAAUAAAACGUGAAUAAUCUGUAUUAGUGCCAAAUACAGUUGCUCCUAAGGACUUUACUGCUUUUUCGAUGUGUUUAAAAAAUAUGCUUCCCACAUUUAAACAUAAAAAUAUGUUCUUAUUUGUAUGUAAAUAAAUUUGUAAUAAUUAUUAUAACUACGGUAUAUAUGAUGAAUCUAAUUAACAUUCAGGCAGCUUUUCCAAAUGAAUGUUUUAUGUUUGCAAAGAACUGUUUUUGAAAUGAGCAAUGUAUACACUUGCAUGUUUGUUCUCAGCUCUAGCAUCAGGGACAGUAAUUUAUCCCUUUCUUGUAACGGUGUUUUCGUCAGUCCGAGGGCAUAGAAACUGAGAUGUUUAACAGAGGGCACUCUUCUGCAUGUGGGAAUGUUAACAUUAUCUGGUGCGAUACUAUUUCAAUAAUGCAUUUUAUUUUACAUAUAUUAAAUGACACCCUGGCACUGAAAGUCUUUUUAGGCCAUGUGACACGAAAUACAAAAGGGUUAGAAUUUUGUAUAUUUAAAGUUUGUAUCAGUAUGUUUCUGUAUAUGAAGGAGCAUUUGAAAAGUAAAAAAAAAAAAAAAAAAACUUGAAUGGCAUCUGUGGGAUUGGUUUCAUCUGUAUUCAGUCCUCAGCUAAUCAAUAAACAAUGCAAAAAUGUGCAGCUGAUACAUGUUUUUAAUAUGCUGCAUGUACGUUUCUGCCGUAAUGGGUGGAAAUGGAGAGGAUUUCUUGAAAUGCAAACAAACAAUUAGUAGUAGUGUAAUUGUUAUUAAAACUGGACAAUAACCCAAUAAUUCCUCAGAUGAAACUAGUUCUUCCAUUUGAAAUUUAUAUUAUUCUGAAACUAUAAACACGGGGGAGAUAGUUUCACUAUGUUUCAUUAUGUAUAACCCUUUGGGAGUAGCUGAUUCAAUCGGCGCCCCUAAUUGACCUCAUUUAUAAAAUUUGUGGUUCAGUUGGAAUCUCAUUUAGCUCGACAUUUGCUAUAUUGUGUACUCAAAAAUACAAUUUGAACACACAAAAGGUGAUGCAGUAGUAAGCUUCACAUAUGAAAGACCAAGUCUCUCCUGUCUAGUGCUGGAUAUCAACAAGAAAAACCUGACAUUCUCAGUCUAGAGGAAGCGAAGUGUACUUUCGCUGACUUGAACAGGACUGGAAAGUUACAACAGAAUUAAAUGUACAUUAAUUUGAGUGUACACCUUCACAAUAACAGUCACUGUAAUUUUUAAACUCAUACGACUGACUGAAGUCAGAUGUAGAGCAUCAGCUUUAUAGAUGGAUUUUGACCCAUUUUACCAUGUUAACUAUGAUGGCAAUGUGUGAGUGCCAGUGUAAGAUUUCCAGGAUGGUACAUUUCACAUGAUGUCAGUUCUGAAACAGCUGAGUGACAUGAUCUGAUAUCAUGCAUGAAGUUUUGCCAGACGACCAAAAGGUUUACAUGCUGUACUUCCUGAAGUGUUUCCAGUUAAUGGAAAGACUACCUAACUCUUACCCACCUUAGUU
This is a messenger RNA of Scleropages formosus (Asian bonytongue), 3739 nucleotides long. RefSeq names its product calcium/calmodulin-dependent protein kinase IV (gene camk4). NCBI's taxonomy places the organism in Eukaryota, Metazoa, Chordata, Actinopteri, Osteoglossiformes, Osteoglossidae. The transcript is spliced from 11 exons. The record is from RefSeq and is a predicted model, not a curated record. The coding region runs from base 324 to 1421 and encodes 365 amino acids. Gene Ontology annotation, molecular function: ATP binding; protein kinase activity. Gene Ontology annotation, biological process: protein phosphorylation.